Messenger RNA from Bombyx mori (domestic silkworm), 3362 nucleotides. RefSeq names its product peripherin-2. The record is from RefSeq and is a predicted model, not a curated record. Bases 208 to 1233 code for a protein of 341 amino acids. Gene Ontology annotation, cellular component: membrane. Lineage: Eukaryota; Metazoa; Arthropoda; Insecta; Lepidoptera; Bombycidae. The transcript is spliced from 9 exons.
UAAUCAAUUUAGUUAUUGUGAAGUCAAUGGGCGAUAGCAUUUCUAGCAUUUGAAAUUUAAAACAUUAAACUUUAGAAAAUAUAACUGUUAUCAAAGUGCUCGGUUGAGUUGUCGUCUUUACAAAUCCUCUCAUCAAGAAUUAAGAAGAUCUAGGCUGUACGUGCAAUUAAAAUUUAACAGAAGAAUGUCCACUCAAGAUGCGCGUGGAUGGCCCAGUUCAGGCUCAGUAAGGAGGGUCGGGAGCGGGUGGCUGCUGUUCUUCGCGCUUUGCUGAUCGCGCAGUUGGUUGUCUCGCUCUGUAUGGUGAUCUUUUGCUACAACACCACACAGAAAGUCAUGAUGCUGCUCAAAAAUGUUCACAAGCUGACUGUCUACCUCCUAUGCGGGCUGGUUCUCCUGCAAACGUACUGCAUGAAACUACACUACACAGCCGGUCUGCGUCUCGUAACCUUACUGCUGAGGUGUCCCUUCUGGUCUCGCGGGUCAAGAGUGGGCAAAAUUUGGCUUAUCAAUGGGCUGAUGCUCGUUGCGAAUGGGGGGCUGGUGUAUGCCGCUUGCAGGGCCACUCUGAAGGCUCUGGUGAAGGAGCUCAGCUCCUCGUUGCGAGUCGGCAUGUCUCAGUAUUUAAUUGAACCAUCCUGGAAGAAGCUCCUGGACACGAUGCAAGUAGAUUUGUGUUGUUGUGGUGCCGAUAGACCUGGGGACUGGCACGAGAUACCGUGGCUCAGCGUGGACUUCCUCAACGAGAACUCAAGUGUCGUCAUGAAAUUAGCAGGAACGGAUGGUAAAAUAUUACCGCCUGUAUCUCCGUACUCAUGCUGCACACCGCGGGUCCUAGCGCCGUGCUACCACGAUCCUUUGCAGCAGUGGUCCGACACUACAGCAUGGAGAGCAUCUCCGCUAGUGGCAGCGUCGCUGCACACGAGGGGCUGCGUGGAGGCGGUGCGUGCUCCACUCGUCAGAGCGCUGUUGGCGUUGCAGUUUUUCAACAUCCUCAUCCUUAUAUUUCAAGUCUUAAUAAUAUUACUGAUACAAUUGUUGAGUACGAGCGCGCGAGCGGCGGCUUUGCGGGGGGAGUGCGGGGGCGCGGGGCGGGGCUCGCUGUUCGGUACGCCUGCACCCGCGCCGAGCGUUGACCCUGAACGCCGCGUGGUGGCGGGCUGCACGUGGAAUGUGGGGGGCGGGCGCCGAGCCGCCGUCCGAGCGAGGAGCAGCUAUCCAUAUUUAUCAUGACCACAAGAUGCAAACAGCGAAUUUAAUUAUCCCGGAAAUUUUUCGGUAUGACGUCAAGAUCUAGAAAUUUUUUAUAACAACCUCAAUGUAUAAUGAACUAAUGUAAGUGUUUCUAGAGCUGUAUGAUAAUUAUCCCAAGCCCUAGUAAAUUUUGACAUUAAUCUAAAAAGUAAUUGAACGAUCAAUGUGUUUUUAUUAUUGUUUCAUAUGUAGCUAAACAUCUAUCAUAAGACUAUGUAGCAUAGUCUAUGCUCAGCUUGUGGUCUGUGCUCUAAUUUUGACCUCAAGUGACGUCAUAAAAGUGAGGAAUCCAUUCCGCGGAAUUUUGUUGAGCUUGUGAACCAAUUUAGAAAUUUAAGACCCCUGUUACCUUAAUUCCUGUAACCUUUAUGGUGUGGCGAAACAUCUGGUUCCGUCACGCGCAAAAAAUCGAGGAGGCCAUGAUCCCCGCCAUCACAAGAAAAAACAUUGUACAUUUUUACAUAAAAUAAACAUUUCAUUAUUUAGAGCUGCUUUUAUUUAAGCGUUCUAAAAUAGUAACCCCGACGUGGGCAUCUUCACUGCACAUGACUCCUAAAAAGAAUAAUACUUGGCGACCAUGUGGUGACUAUCGUGCUUUAAACGCCAGGAUUGUUCCCGAUCCAUAUCCAGUUAGGAAUAUCAACGAUUUUGCCAAUGAUCCUGCCGGAGCCACUAUAUAAUUUAGUACACUUGAUCUGGUAAAAGCUUAUCAUCAAAUCCCUGUUUUUAAGGAAGAUAUACCAAAGACGGCCAUUGUUACUCCCUUUGACCUCUUUGAAUUUCCUUUUAUGCCUUUCGGAUUACGCAAUGCAGGACAAACGUCCCAGCGUUUUAUUGACGAAGUUACACGAGGUCUCGAAUUUUGUUUUCCUUACGUCGAUGAUAUAUUAGUUUUUUUAUCAGAUUAAGCUCGUCAUGAAGAACACCUUCGGAUUCUGUUUAGGCGUCUUCAAGACUAUGGAGUUGUAAUUAAUCUAUUAAUUUUUUUUCUUGGUGUAAGUGAGGUUACUUUUUUAGGAUAUCUUAUCACUGGUGAGGAUCGAGUUCAAAGCUUACUAGGUUAUUCACCUCCUGAGACAGCUCAACGCAUGAGACUUUUUCUUGGCGUGUUUAAUUAUUAUCAUCGAUUUGUGCCACAUGCCGCAAAAUUUAGCGACCUAAGAGGGUUGAGUCUGUGCCGCAUGCUACCGUCACUCUAGCGCGCUGGCACCAGGAGGACGGGUCGACGCGUCGGCAGCUGCGGCCUGCGAUGCGGUCCGCAUUGUCGUCGUCGCUGUCGUCGCACAAUAUACUGUGGAAGAGCAACCCGGUCAGCGGUGUAUCGCGUUCCGACCCGGCAGGCUGGUUCUGGCCCAGCGAGGUAUCCCGGAACACCAGCGGCAUCGCCCGGGCGGCCUUUUUUACUUAAAUUUGACGACAUUUUUACAUAAAUAAACAUUUCAUUAUUUUAUUUAGAACCCCUUUUAUUUAUGCGUCCUAAAAUACUAUAUUAUGAUAAAAUAAGUUGGAGCUAUGUGAAAUGUUAAUAUAAUAUAAUGUGUCUAUAAUAUGUACAUUAGGAAUGUAAAUAAAACAAAAAUGAAUAUAUAAUCAAUGCGUAGGCUUUAUUAUUGACUUUUACAAACAGUCCUUAGAAUCUAUUAAGUAACAAUGCGUGUUUACCUAAAGCCGUUUCAUUUUAUAUUUUGUGCUUCGCUUACACACGGGCUCGUUACAUAAAUAUAAAUAAAUAUUUAAUAUAAUAAUAAUAAUAAUAAUGUUAUAUAUCUCGUUAACUCAUGUCGGUUCGGUUGGCGCGGCUCGUCGGCGCCCGUCGUCGCCAAAACUCCCAUCAAUAUAUUCCGUGUCAAAUAUUCAAUCGUAACAAAUAUACAAAAUCGUUAUGUACAAGGCGACACGGGCGCUCAGCUCGGGCUCGCGCCGUCGACUAAUGGAAUGUCACAGAGCGGCGACCGCCGGCGUGCGGGCCGGUCGCCUGCAUGGCGGCUUCGUGACGUCACCCUAGAGGGAAGGUGACGUCAUUACGACGUUCAAAAACAACACGACCUCGAUCCAGUGGGAAAUGAGAGGGCGGAUCGUGGUUGGGUCGUUCUGAAUAAAAUUUUCAU